AUUAAUUGUUUCCUCCCCCCGUUCUCGCAGCCACCGCGCCUCCGCCCAUUUCACCCACCACGAUGUCUUCAAUUGCUGCUAUGGCCUCUCGCCGGGCCUUUGCCCGCCAGGCUCUUUUCCGCGCUCCCGUGCGCCGCGCCUACAGCUCGAAGAUGGAGGAAUCAACCCUCGACAAGGCUCCCAAGCGUGAUCCCGAGCUCUACGUCCUGCUCGGUGUCAUGUCUGGUGCUUUCCUGAUUGCCGGCUGGUACUUUGGCAAGAAGCCCACCUCCGUCACAUCCGAGAGCAACGUCCGUAUUCCCGACAGCUCUAUGCCCUGGGAGCGUGACGACGACGGCAAGAUCUACAAGUACCAGUACCACCCCGGUGGUGACAAGAGCCAGCCUCUCAGGAACGCUCCCAGUGCUCUGAACACUGUCAUCGUUCCUAACGUUACUCUGCCUGUGGAUCUCCACGAGCGCUUCAACAAGUACGGCAAGGAAGAGUAUGACUUUUAGAUAGUGUCAGUGUAUUUGAGCUGGAUAUGACUCAAUGUUGAUUGCUGUACAUUAAGAUUGCUGUGAAGACUAGUUCCGGGGGAUUGCGACUCUCUGAUCAAGAGUGUGUGCAUAGUUAGUUUUGUGAUUCAAAUGGAGCUGUCCUUUGUUACUUUAUACCAGCAAUUAUACCAGCAAUUAGGG
Aspergillus nidulans FGSC A4 is the source of this 680-nucleotide messenger RNA. RefSeq lists its product as uncharacterized. The transcript has 4 exons. NCBI's taxonomy places the organism in Eukaryota, Fungi, Ascomycota, Eurotiomycetes, Eurotiales, Aspergillaceae. The coding region runs from base 63 to 497 and encodes 144 amino acids. The record is from RefSeq and is a predicted model, not a curated record.